This is a messenger RNA of Pleurotus ostreatus (oyster mushroom), 1266 nucleotides long. RefSeq lists its product as uncharacterized. Lineage: Eukaryota; Fungi; Basidiomycota; Agaricomycetes; Agaricales; Pleurotaceae. The record is from RefSeq and is a predicted model, not a curated record. The transcript is spliced from 5 exons. The coding region runs from base 1 to 1266 and encodes 421 amino acids.
AUGGCGAUGACUUUUGGUUGGAAGAGCGAAGAAGAAGACACCAAAAUGAAGAUUGAGGAGGUAGACACAAAACCAAUUCUCAAGUCAUCGACAUCACCGACUCCUAGACUUCCCAAAACCGAAGACAACGAUGUCAAACUCACGUUCGUUAAAGCGGAAUCGGAGGAGGCAGCCAAGGUAGAAAAGGCAGAGCCUGCGGACAUUGAGAUGUUGUCUGUAUGUGAAGACUCGGAGGAAGAAAGGAUGUUCGGGGCCAAAGCCGCAAAACCGACGCCGCAUGUUGACGAACCAUUCCAACGAAACGCGACGGCUGGACCUUCGUGCCCGGACAAUGCUCAGAGCACCACUCGGACCGAGCAGGAUCGUACACCUCUGGUUCAUCGUCCGGACAAGCUCAAUAAAAGGCUCGUCUUUGAGGCGGUUCAAGUGCCGACCCUCGAAGACGUGUUGAAGUCAUACCGUGUUCAGGCCAAACUUCCCGACCACCGAGAGGAGGUUAAAGAAGUGAAAAAGGCGAAAGUCAAGAAGAACAACAUGGAAUGGAAUCUCGAUACGGUUACGCGAAGGCUCGACGCCAUAGGGCACGACCUAUACCCGAUCGAUCUACCCGACGAUAUCAAGCAAGCAUGUUUUUCUCGUAACUUCCUGUGCAAUCUAUACGGUGGAAACAUACGUAAAACCUUCCCGUUCGACAACAAAGACGACGAUGACCUCGUUCGCGGGGUCCCAAAGAACGAAUUCAUGUACCCGAACUUAAACUAUAAUCCCCAUCUUCCGUUGAUUCCCGGAGCACCUGGGCUGUACUCACAGGCUAAUUACCCGGCCGGUGCGGGCCCGUGGCCUAGGAUACAGAGGGUUAUGGUGAGAGUCAGGGUUGGGGUGUGGCAGUAUAUGGGGCAUUAUGAACUUAUACCGACCACUUCACUGACCAGGGACGAGUGGAAGGAGCAGGACGUUAUUGUGCGGAGGACCUGGGCACGGAAGAUCUUUGAUAAAGGAUGGGGACGCCCAUUGCGUGCCAGCAUCACUCUCCGUAAACGACUCGGCAGGGAGCCUACUCACAAAGAACAGCAGGAAGCUCUCGCGACCGACAAAACAUUUCAAAGUGAUAUCACUGCAGCAGAUAUAGCUGCAGCAUUUGAUCGUGGCGAGCAGGCUCUGUCGAUGUGGUGUAUGAAAUGUGUCGGGUACGACACCGAAUUUCAGCGGUUCCUCGUGGCUCGUUCUGCCACGACAACUAUUCCGAAUGCCAGGCGAGACCUCUGA